Oncorhynchus nerka (sockeye salmon) is the source of this 771-nucleotide messenger RNA. Its product is annotated as protein eyes shut-like. The record is from RefSeq and is a predicted model, not a curated record. NCBI's taxonomy places the organism in Eukaryota, Metazoa, Chordata, Actinopteri, Salmoniformes, Salmonidae. The transcript has 2 exons. Bases 1 to 771 code for a protein of 256 amino acids.
AUGAGUAACCGCCACCCCCAUCACCACCACAGGAGUAACCACCACAGGAGUAACCACCACCCCCAUCACCACCACAGGAGUAACUGCCACCCCCAUCACAACCACAGGAGUAACCACUACAGGAUUAACCACCACAGGAGUAACUGCCACAGGAGUAAGCCACAGGAGAGUAACCGCCACAGGAGUAACCACCACCCCCAUCACCACCACAGGAGUAACCACCACAAGAGUAACCGACACCCCCAUCACCACCACAGGAGUAACCACCACAGGAGUAACCACCACCCCCAUCAUCACCACAAGAGUAACCACCACCCCCAUCACCACCACAGGAGUAACCGCCACCCCCAUCAUUACCACAGGAGUAACCACCACCCCAUCACCACCACAGGAGUAACUGCCACCCACAUCACCACCACAGGAGUAACCACCACCACCAUCACCACCACAGGAGUAACCACCACAGGAGUAACCACCACCCCCAUCACCACCACACGAGUAAUCGCCACCCCCAUCACCACCACACGAGUAACCGCCACCCCCAUCACCACCACAGGAGUAACCACCACAGGAGUAACCACCACCCCCAUCGCCGCCACAGGAGUAACCACCACCCCCAUCACCAUCACAGGAGUAACCACCACCGGAGUAACCACCACCCCCAUCAUCACCACAAGAGUAACCACCACCCCCAUCACCACCACAGGAGUAACCACCACCCCCAUCACCACCACAGGAGUAACCGCCAGCCCAUCACCACCACAGGAGUAA